This is a messenger RNA of Neofelis nebulosa (Clouded leopard), 1356 nucleotides long. It is a transcript of the gene TPGS2, whose product is annotated as tubulin polyglutamylase complex subunit 2. Bases 50 to 928 code for a protein of 292 amino acids. The record is from RefSeq and is a predicted model, not a curated record. Lineage: Eukaryota; Metazoa; Chordata; Mammalia; Carnivora; Felidae. Gene Ontology annotation, biological process: protein polyglutamylation. The transcript has 7 exons.
CCGCGUCCCCGCAGCUGCCCCCGCAGCGCGCGGAGCCGGGACGCGAGUCAUGGAGGAGACGCCGCCCCCAGGCUGCAGCAAGCCGCACCUGGAGAAGCUGACCCUGGGCAUCACCCGCAUUCUAGAAUCUUCCCCAGGUGUGACAGACGUGACUAUCAUAGAAAAGCCUCCUGCUGAACGUCAUAUGAUUUCCUCAUGGGAACAAAAACAUAACUGCAUGCUACCUGAGGAUGUGAAGAAUUUUUACCUGAUGACCAACGGCUUCCACAUGACAUGGAGUGUAAAGCUGGAUGAGCACACCAUUCCACUGGGCAGUAUGGUUAUUAACAGCAUCUCAAAACUGACUCAACUCAACCAGUCUUCUGUGUAUUCACUCCCUAAUGCACCAACUCUGACAGACCUGGAGGAUGAUGCACUUGAAGCCAGUGAGAACCAGCCAGAGAAGCCUCACUUUGAUUCUCGAAGUGUGAUAUUUGAGCUGGAUCCUUGCGAUGGGAAUGGGAAAGUUUGCCUUGUCUACAAAAGAGGGAAGCCAGCAUUGGCGCAAGACGCUGAGAUUUGGUUCCUGGACAGAGCGUUAUACUGGCAUUUUCUCACAGAUACCUUUACCGCUUACUAUCGCCUGCUCAUCACACACCUGGGCCUGCCACAGUGGCAGUACGCCUUCACCAGCUACGGCAUUAGCCCACAGGCCAAGCAAUGGUUCAACAUGUAUAAACCUAUCACCUACAACACAAACCUACUCGCAGAAGAGACCAACUCCUUCGUGAACAAGCUGGAUCCCAGCAAAGUGUUCAAGAGCAAGAACAAGACCUUAAGCCCCAAAAAGAAAGGGCCUGUCCAGCCUGCAGGUGGCCAAAAAGGGCCCUCAGGUCCUCCUUCCACCUCUAAAUCCUCUUUUAGUCCUGGAAACCCUGUCCGCAAAUGAGCACCUCCACAUCCCUGCCAGCGCCACAGCGAUGUUUUCCAUGCACAGAUGGCCCAAGCCUCCGGUUCUGUGUGUGGCACCACAGGCCUCUUCGCCGUCUAAGUGAGCCAAAUCAUAGUCCUUUUACUCCUGUUGGCAUUAGCCAGGAGUUCAAGGGCAUUCUCAGGUCUCCCCCCGAGUCCUUUCCUCACCCCCAGCCUCCAAAAGCUGUGGAGAGCUUCAGAACUUACUAAGUAGCUAAAUAAUCUGUUCAGGGCUUUCCCCUCUCCCCAUCCCCACUCCUCUGCAUCCCUCAGCCGUGAUUAGAGAAGGCCCCUGAGGAAAUCGCUGGUUUUGACCCAUGAGACAUUAGAACUGUAUUCUUCAGUUAGUAACCACUAGCCACAUGUGGCUGUUUAUAUGAAAAAUUCAGUUCCUCAAUUGCAUUA